Messenger RNA from Manis javanica (Malayan pangolin), 3472 nucleotides. It is a transcript of the gene MCM4, whose product is annotated as minichromosome maintenance complex component 4. Gene Ontology annotation, molecular function: single-stranded DNA binding; single-stranded DNA helicase activity; ATP binding. The record is from RefSeq and is a predicted model, not a curated record. Lineage: Eukaryota; Metazoa; Chordata; Mammalia; Pholidota; Manidae. Gene Ontology annotation, cellular component: MCM complex; nucleus. Gene Ontology annotation, biological process: DNA strand elongation involved in DNA replication; DNA replication; double-strand break repair via break-induced replication.
GCUUGGGGCAGAGCUAGCUGGUGUUUUGUGGCGCACGUUCCAGAGCACCAUGUCGUCCCCGGCAUCGACCCCGAGCCGCCGCGGAAGCCGGCGCGGGCGGGCGACCCCAGCGCAGACGCCUCGCGGUGAGGAUGCCAGGGCCUCCCCUUCUCACAAGCGCCGGAGCGAGGACUCCACGUCCACCGGAGAGCUGCAGCCCAUGCCCACUUCCCCGGGGGCCGAGUUGCAGAGCCCCACCUCACGCGACCCUUUGUUUUCCAGCCCUCCAAGGAUGCCCUCCUCAGCUGUUCCUCUUGACUUUGAUAGCUCGCCACUGACAUAUGGCACUCCCAGCUCUCGGAUAGAGGGAACUCCAAGGAGUGGUGUUAGAGGCACACCAGUGAGGCAGAGGCCUGAUCUGGGGUCUGCCCGCAAGGGCCUGCAGGUGGAUUUGCAGUCAGAUGGGCCCACUGCAGAAGAUACAGUGGCAAGUGAACAGACUUUAGGCCAGAAACUUGUGAUUUGGGGAACAGAUGUAAAUGUGGCAACCUGCAAAGAAAAUUUUCAGAGAUUCCUUCAGCGUUUUAUUGACCCACUGGCCAAAGAAGAAGAAAACGUUGGCAUAGAUAUUACUGAACCUCUGUACAUGCAACGACUCGGGGAGAUUAAUGUUAUUGGGGAGCCAUUUUUAGAUAUAAACUGUGAACACAUAAAAUCAUUUGACAAAAAUCUAUACAGACAGCUCAUCUGCUACCCACAGGAAGUUAUCCCAACUUUUGACAUGGCCGUCAAUGAGAUCUUCUUUGACCGUUACCCUGACUCUAUCUUAGAACAUCAGAUUCAAGUAAGACCAUUCAAUGCAUUGAAGACUAAGAAUAUGAGAAACCUGAAUCCAGAAGACAUCGACCAGCUCAUCGCUAUCAGUGGCAUGGUGAUCAGGACAUCCCAGCUGAUUCCGGAGAUGCAGGAGGCCUUCUUCCAAUGCCAGCUGUGCGCCCACACGGCCCGGGUGGAGAUAGACCGUGGCCGCAUUGCUGAGCCCUGUGUGUGUGAUCGCUGCCGCACUGCCCACAGCAUGGCGCUGAUCCACAACCGCUCCAUGUUCUCCGACAAGCAGAUGAUCAAGCUUCAGGAGUCCCCUGAAGAUAUGCCUGCAGGACAGACACCUCACACUGUCAUCCUGUUUGCUCACAAUGAUCUUGUUGACAAGGUUCAACCAGGGGACAGAGUGAAUGUUACAGGCAUCUAUCGAGCUGUUCCAAUUCGAGUGAAUCCAAGAGUGAGUAACGUGAAAUCUGUCUACAAAACCCACAUUGAUGUCAUUCACUAUCGGAAAACCGACGCAAAACGUCUGCAUGGUCUUGAUGAAGAAGCAGAACAGAAACUUUUUUCAGAGAAGCGUGUGGAAUUGCUUAAGGAACUUUCCAGAAAACCAGAUAUUUAUGAGAGACUUGCUUCAGCCUUGGCUCCCAGCAUUUAUGAACAUGAAGAUAUAAAGAAGGGAAUCUUGCUUCAGCUCUUCAGUGGAACAAGAAAGGAUUUUAGCCACACAGGAAGGGGCAAAUUUCGUGCUGAGAUCAACAUCCUGCUGUGUGGUGACCCUGGAACUAGCAAGUCCCAGCUGCUGCAGUACGUGUACAACCUGGUCCCCAGGGGCCAGUACACAUCCGGGAAGGGCUCCAGUGCUGUUGGCCUCACUGCCUAUGUAAUGAAAGACCCUGAGACGAGGCAGCUCGUCCUGCAGACCGGUGCCCUUGUCCUGAGUGACAAUGGUAUCUGCUGUAUUGAUGAGUUCGACAAGAUGAAUGAAAGUACAAGAUCAGUAUUGCAUGAAGUCAUGGAACAGCAGACUCUUUCUAUAGCCAAGGCUGGGAUUAUCUGUCAGCUCAAUGCACGCACCUCUGUCCUGGCAGCUGCAAAUCCAAUUGAGUCUCAGUGGAAUCCUAGAAAAACCACCAUUGAAAAUAUCCAGCUCCCUCACACAUUAUUAUCAAGGUUUGAUUUGAUAUUCCUCAUGCUGGACCCUCAGGACGAAGCCUAUGACAGGCGUUUGGCUCACCACCUAGUGGCUCUGUACUACCGCAGUGAGGAGCAGGAGGCAGAGGAGUUCAUGGACAUGGCAGUGCUGAAGGACUACAUCGCUUACGCCCACAGCACAGUCAUGCCCCGGCUGAGCCAGGAAGCCAGCCAGGCUCUCAUCGAGGCUUAUGUAGACAUGAGGAAGAUUGGUAGUAGCCGAGGAAUGGUUUCUGCAUACCCUCGACAGCUGGAAUCAUUAAUUCGCUUAGCAGAAGCCCAUGCAAAAGUACGGUUUUCAAACAAAGUUGAAGCAAUUGAUGUUGAAGAGGCAAAACGCCUCCAUCGGGAGGCCCUAAAGCAGUCUGCAACGGACCCCCGGACUGGCAUCGUGGACAUAGCCAUUCUUACCACAGGAAUGAGUGCCACCUCUCGUAAACGGAAAGAAGAAUUAGCUGAAGCGUUGAAAAAACUUAUUUUAUCUAAGGGCAAAACACCAGCUCUGAAAUACCAACAACUUUUUGAAGAUAUUCGGGGACAAUCUGACAUAGCAAUUACCAAAGAUAUGUUUGAAGAAGCCCUCCGUGUCUUGGCUGAUGAUGACUUCUUGACAGUAACUGGAAAAACCGUCCGCCUGCUCUGAAGCCCUGAGCAGUGCUAUGUUUUGCACACUUGCCCUGUGCAUGGCACGUGCUUGCAUAUCUGUGUGGUGUGGCGCCCAGGCUGGUCACCUGCUGCUGCUGUCAGUGGAGAUAGAGUUGAAAAUUUCCUAACCUGGGUUCAAUUUUCAUACUGAAGCGUGUGUUUUUAUUUUUUUAUUUUAAGUAAAAGUUCUGUGUCAGUUUACAGACAUACACAGUAGAAAUUGUUUUCCUCAAGUGCCAUUACUUUAGCACCGAGGCUCUUUAUCUGUGUUUAUACACAGAUAAGCAGGUGUCGGUCUUUUUGGAGAUGCCAGUCUGGGUCAUGGCUUUUGUUCAUCCUUUCUAAUGGCAAUGUCCCAAGUGCUUGAGGUUUCUGUAAUAGGAGAUAAGACUUAGCCAGGGUAUAUCAGUCAGUGGGAGGUAGUGAAAGAUGAGGGCCUUUCUUAUUCUCAAGUAUCAUUUCUCCUAGAGGCUUGUUCUCAUGACUACUGGAUAAAAAAUGGGUGGUUAGAAAUGAUUAAGUUCUAGGUUAAUCUCUACUACUUUAUGCUGAUAAAUAAAAUUUCUUCCUAUUAAAUAAAUGAUAGAAUAAAUAGUAUUUGGUUAUCUGGCAUUCUUUUUCAUCAAAAAAAAGCAUUAAUGAAGAUUAUAUUCAUGAAAAUUCAUGAUUGUAAGUACUUGAUGAAUCAUAAAAGAAAUUCCCUAUACUAUAAUGGGUUUCAUUUUAUUCAAAAAUUAUUUCAAUCUUAGCAGUCAUUAUUCUUAUAAAACUGCCACAGCUGUAAUCUUAUAUGGAAAUACUACUGUAAUAAAAAAUUUCUGAAACAUUGUCA